UUAAAAGCGUAGUUAAAUCGACGAAACAAGGAAGGUUAUUAGACGAACAAAAUGUGAAUAUUGCUUCUCGUUGAGAGGAUGUACUUUAUAGAGAAGGUUCAACCGAUAAGCAGUUAGUUAUAUAUGUACGUUAAUUGAUCAAAUAUCGGUUAAUAAAUGAAGAUUUACAGUAUAAAAUAAUACAAGAACGGGAUUGGAUUUCGUGAGAUAUUUCAAACACUGAAGUUUUUCAUCUACGCGACGACUAAGUUAUUUUAAGUACUACACCGGAAACGAGUGUAAUGUACAUAUUUUUUAUCACCGGUUUAAAUUAAGUAGAAUUGAAGUGAAGUCAGCAGUUUAUUACUGUAAAUUAGCACGAGGAAGUAAGUUACAAUUAUACAAAAUGGAUGUAUGUGAUUAGAGAAAAAAAAGGAAAGUUAAAGGUAGUGUUUUCUUCAUAAAAGCGUUGGAUAGCUAAAAAUAGAAAACCUAAUAGUGACAGGAGAGUUUUUUUAUAACAUUUGUGACAGUGAAUAAUUCAUUAAAGAACAUAAGACUGCGUCAACGAAUCUAUGAAGGAUGCUUUCAGUAAUUAGGACUAUGUUAAUCAUGCCUUUAUAGGGAUCACUAUUCAGGAAGAAUUCCGAAGUAAGGGGACAUAAGAACAAGUUCUGUUAAACACUUAGUUCAGUAAAAAGAAGGAGAAAUCGAUUCCACGGAAGAAAAAAAAACGAGUAAGGAAUGAAGAAAGCCCACUUGAAUAAAUGGAGAAAAGAAAAACUGCUAAACAAAAAUGGCCACCCACAAGGUUGUGCCGAAACCAGCACUUCCCAGGAGUCGUACCCACGCACGUUUGCGAACGGAUACCACUAUAUCUUAAACCUCAUUCCAAUUUCACCAGCCCAUGGAGAAUCAGGAACCGAUCAUACCUCAGACAUGGAUCUCAGCCAAGGGUCGCUGGACCUCUCACGAACAGGACCAUAUUACAAAACUCCCACCAUUCCACCACCGCCACUCACCAUGCGACCACCACAAAACCAAUCCCCCAUAUCACCGGCAUCGAACGGCCAAAUCAAUGGAUGUUUAGACCUCAGUCGGAGCUCGAACUCUACACCGACUUCGUACUUGCAUUACAGCGGUGGCACCUCUAUAAAUCUGAGUCCGGGUGGCACAACCGAACAGACGGCUUAUUAUCAAUUGCCGAGAAUAAAACUUGAACCUGGACUAGGAAUAGAUCCAACCAUAACUUACAAACCGGAAAUGGAUUUUAAUCACAAUGAACACAUGACGUCAUCAACGACGUCAAUACCAGUGCCUUCUCAACCAGCUUAUGGUUUGACUUACGAACAAAAUAUUAAUGAUAGAAUUAAGACCGAGGAACAAAUGGACAUUGGUUGUGAGGAAGUAUCACGUGAUACGUCACGUGACAUGUCUGAACCCCGUGUAACUGUUGAAACAAUAAAUUCAAAUUGUAUCCCGUUAACUGUGACGUCGCCUGAUGACGAAAAUGACAGUGGUACGGAAAGUAUAGAUUCAAAGGAUUCUGACGCUUGCAGCAAUCUGAAUAUAAAUGAAAACGGAACCAGUCAAAAAUCAGAUAGAAAACGCCCGGGCAGGAAAAAGGGUCAAGUAUCAAAAGUUUAUCACUUGUGGGAGUUCAUACGUGAUGUACUGAAUGACCCCAGAUAUUGCGGGAAGGUAAUUAAAUGGGAGAACGAGGAGGAGGGAAUUUUCCGGGUUGUCCAGUCGGAAACCGCAGCGUCCAUGUGGGGCCAGAAGAAGAACAACCGAACAAAAAUGACAUAUGAAAAAAUGAGCAGAUCUAUCAGGUACUCUAGAAAGGAAGGCUAUUUUGAUGACUUGCCGAAGGACAAAGGAUAUCCGAAGAAACUGUGUUUUAAAUUUGGAAAGAAAGCGCAUGGUUGGAACUCGAACAGAAAACCUCCACCAAUGGCGCACAAUAACUGCGUACCGUCGACAAUUUAAAGAGUUUUCUAUAUCACUUCGAAAACUUUAAAACAUAGAUAAAUAGAUAAAUUAAGUGCACUUACGGUUGGCAUUGAGCCUAUUUUUUUGGGAAAGAAAUUUCUAUAUGUCACGUAGGAAUAUAGAAAAUAAAAUGGCUAGAAUGUAGUUCUCGUGAUAUCAAACCGUAGUGUGUGUGGGGUUGUAGUUUUGAAAGCUAUUCCUUAAGCGAUCUCAAGACAUUCCAUGGAGUUUUUGUUUUCAAAUGUGACCCUCAGCGCUGACUGUUGCCUGGAUACCUGCCUCUAAUGCCGUGAUUGUUAAAUUCGAAGUAUAUUUGACAGGGAACCAGACGACAAUGACUAUUUCUCAUUCGGAUGAGUUCGGACAAGUCGUUGUGUGAAAAGUUGCGUAGGAUUUUGCAUCCGGAAAUUGUAUUUUUGGAUAUAUUUGGACAGUUUGGAGUGUUUGGUGAAAAGUGACACAUUUUUUUGUACAUUUUAUGAUUGUAUUUCAAAUCAAACCAUCACAAUUAUGUUACAUAAUAUGCCAUGCACAUUUUGAUAUGGGUGUAGGCAUAUUGAAAAAUGUUGUCUGUGCUUUUAUGUAUAUAUACAUAUAAAUAUAUUUUGUAUACAGAUGUAAUUUAGCUGGAAUUAGAUGGCUGAUUUUAUUUUUACAUUAACAUUAUAAAAAAUUAAAUGUCAAGACUUUUUCAAUAUGUGAUAUCUUUUUUAUGUAUUUAUAUAUGCACAUUUGUUUAAUGUCUUCAAACAUGUAGAACAUGGGUGGAGUGUAAUCGAGGUUUUUAUAAAGUUUUAUUAAGGGUGAUUAGAUAUUCACGUAGUAAAUUACAUGUGCAGCCUUUAAUUUAUGCAACAUUCUUCAUAUGCAAAAUAGUGUUGUUUUUUUUCUUUUGUUACACUGUUUUUUCUGUUUAAGAUUGUACCAGCCCCCCCCCCACCGCUCGCGCAUCAAAUGAUCGGAUAAUGGUAAUUCCUCGCGAGAGAAAGCCGUUUAUGUUUAGAUAGAAAGGCCAUUUUCACGAAUGUUAUUAAAUGUUUAAGUCAAUUUUUUAAUUAUUUUGAAAGUCAAUCUAUUUAUAGAGUCCGGUUACCAUCUGCACACUUUUCACGAAUGUUAUUAAACGUUAAAGUCAUUUUUUAAAAAAUAAUUUGUACUUUAAUCUAUUUAUAUGUUGAGGAAGGUUCCGUACUUUAUAUUUGUUCGAAGAAAUGUUGUUAAAGCUGUACAAUAAAUGUUGUACAGGCCUUGAAUUAAGAUUUUAUCGUUUUGUCAAUAAGUUUUAGAUAUAAGUGUGGGCUUUAUGAACGUUCAAGUGACAAAAUCACAACUUGAUUAUUACUUGAACAUGUGACUAAUUAUAGAACACUUACAGUUGCCAGAAGUUAUCUUAAUUGUUUAAGAAAUAACGAUGUUAAGCUAUUCGAUACUUACAAAUUUCAGUCUAAACAUAUAUAAAAGGCUUAAUCGGAGAUUACACUAUGUCCGAAAUAAGAACUAUGACCGGACCGAGGGCUUUUGUCCAGUACUCGGAUUAUGAACGUGUAGAUCUGGGUCUUUGUCCGGUUCUCGGGCCAAUGCCGGAUGGCGAAAACUCAAGCUAGGUCUUGAACACGGGCUAGGUUUAAGAUCUCGGGCUCUGUCCGGAUUUCGGCAUUUGUGCUGUUUUCAUACAACAUAAUUAAGUGCUAUCUGUUGAAAUUCUAUUAAAGGAUUGUGUUUAAAUUAUAUACUACAAGUACAUUUGAAUUGUAUCAUAUUCUCAUAUCUGUUUUUAAAUGAAACGAUUUUAUGUUAUAUUUAAAUGUUUUAACAAUUUCUCUAAUUUCUUAACCGUUAGAAUAAUUUGAGAGCAUUUAUAUCAAAUUAUUUGAACAACAUAUAUUCUACUGUUAAUAAACUAUUUUAAAGAUA
This is a messenger RNA of Ruditapes philippinarum (Manila clam), 3885 nucleotides long. RefSeq lists its product as uncharacterized. Gene Ontology annotation, biological process: regulation of transcription by RNA polymerase II; cell differentiation. Gene Ontology annotation, cellular component: nucleus. The coding region runs from base 724 to 1968 and encodes 414 amino acids. Gene Ontology annotation, molecular function: DNA-binding transcription factor activity, RNA polymerase II-specific; sequence-specific DNA binding. NCBI's taxonomy places the organism in Eukaryota, Metazoa, Mollusca, Bivalvia, Venerida, Veneridae. The record is from RefSeq and is a predicted model, not a curated record. The transcript has 5 exons.